This is a messenger RNA of Manihot esculenta (cassava), 778 nucleotides long. RefSeq lists its product as uncharacterized. Bases 63 to 626 code for a protein of 187 amino acids. The transcript has a single exon. Lineage: Eukaryota; Viridiplantae; Streptophyta; Magnoliopsida; Malpighiales; Euphorbiaceae. The record is from RefSeq and is a predicted model, not a curated record.
ACUUCCAAUUCACAAUCACAAUCCAGCCACAAACAGCAAUUCAAUCGUCAAGAAAAACGCAAAUGGGAAUCACACUAGGCAACCCACAAUCAAUGUCCGAGUCUCACUAUAACACCCAGAAGAUCUUCUUGUUCUCCAACUACAUUCUAUUGGGAGCAGCCUCUAGUUGCAUAUUCUUGACCCUUUCGCUUCGAUUGGUGCCUUCAAUAUGUGGGUUUUUUCUGAUUCUGCUUCACAUCUUGACCAUUGUUGGAGCAGUUUCAGGUUGUGCUGCUGCAUCAGCAGGGACUAAUAGGUGGUACGCUGCACACAUGGUGGCCACCGUGCUCACAGCAAUAUUCCAAGGUUCAGUAUCAGUGUUGAUCUUUACUAGAACGGGGGAUUUCCUGUGGCAGUUGAAGUCGUAUGUACGGGAAGAAGAUGGGGAGGUGAUACUGAAGCUGGCUGGUGGGCUGUGUGUGCUCAUAUUCUGCUUGGAGUGGGUGGUGCUUACUCUUGCAUUUUUCUUGAAGUACUAUGCUUAUGUGGAGGGCGACGUUAGUAGUGGGAAUGCUGCCAUGAAGAGAAGUGCUAAGGUCCAGCAGGAGGAGGACUUGAAGGAUUGGCCUUGGCCUUUCCAAGUCUAAAUUUAUAAUUUACAUGAAUCUGGUUGUGGUGCUGCUGCCACAUAAUAUGAUUAUUAUUAUUUUUUUCAUUCAAUUAUUUAUUUAAUAUUUUUUUUAUGGGAUGCAUUGGUUUGUGCAUGAAUGAGAUUUAAUGAAAGCAUCUUCCUUUCUUU